Messenger RNA from Sardina pilchardus (European sardine), 5073 nucleotides. Its product is annotated as rho GTPase-activating protein 6-like. Gene Ontology annotation, biological process: signal transduction. The coding region runs from base 1 to 2838 and encodes 945 amino acids. The transcript is spliced from 13 exons. Lineage: Eukaryota; Metazoa; Chordata; Actinopteri; Clupeiformes; Clupeidae. The record is from RefSeq and is a predicted model, not a curated record.
AUGUCCGCUCAAGGACUGCUGAACGUUUUCUCUUGCUCUUCACCAGCAUCCAAACAUAUUUCUAAAAGGAAAUUACGGCAAACUCGAAGUUUAGAUCCAGCAUUGAUACGAAAUUAUGGAGCAGAUCCAAAUGCCUCAUCGGGAUAUCCAGGCGACACUAAGUUGCACUGUUUUGCCUCGAAUCAAACAGGUGGUUUACCAUACCUUCAAGCGUCCUCCGAGAACCUCGCGGCGGGUCAAGUGGAGGCGCGCGCCAAGACAAAGCGAGUGAAACAGCAUCACUCAUCUUCGAGCCUGUUCUCAUCCUUAGACACCUCGUUGUUGGCUGACUUUAGCUCUGAUCACGAAGGAAAGAACUUAAAAUGGAGUACUGCAGAUCUGUCGGUUGUUCGGUGCACAACGCCAACAUCAGCAGGGAGUUCAAGUACCCUUUUCUCACCUCGAAAGUGGCUACAGAAAAAGCUGCACCAUCAGGAUACUCAGUCGUACACGGUGUACCAGUCUGAGGGGGACUUCACGUGGAGCAGUGCGUCGGGGCGCACGGUGCGUCUGCAGCCCUCUCCCAUCCAGAGUCUGUCGGAGCUGGAGCGCGUCCGCCUGCAGGAGGUGGCCUAUAGCCGCCUGCACCAGGACUACCACCUCACCUGCCAGGUCACCAUCCCCAAAGAUUGUCAGAAGCGCAAGAAGUCGCUGAGGAGGAAAUUUGAUUCGUUAUCCAAAGAGAAGAGUAAAGACAAAGAGUUUGUGCCCCAGGCGUUCGGAAUGCCGCUGUCGCAGGUGAUCGCUAACGACCGCGCGCACAAGCAGCGGCACGACGGCGGCCACCGCGGAGGAGCCGAGGAGCAUCGGGGAGACGCCGCCGCCACCGCCGCCGCCACCGCUGCUGCUGCCGCCACGGCCGCCGCCUCGGACCUGGUCUCCUCCAUCCUGCACUUCACCACCAAGCGGCCCUCCAAGGAGCUCUCCAGCAGCAACUCCUCGCUCAGCUCCACCUCGGAGACGCCCAGCGAGAGCGCCACCCCUGGCACGCCCGACUCGGCCCCGCGCGCCCGCAGACGAGGUGGCAUGUCUGUGGACUCCAUCACAGACCUGGACGACAGCGAGUCUCGCCUGCUGGAGGCCCUGCAGCUCUCGCUGCCCACGGAGGCGGCCAGCAGGAAGGAGAAGCAGCGGGACAAGAAGCUCAGCCUCAACCCCAUCUACAGACAGGUGCCCAGGGUGGUGGACUGCUGCUGCCAGCACCUGGAGAGAUACGGUUUGCAGACCGUUGGCAUCUUCCGUGUGGGGAGUUCAAAGAAAAGAGUGCGACAGCUGCGAGAUGAGUUUGACCAGGGCUCAGAGAUCCAGCUGGACGAGGAACACAGUGUCCACGACGUGGCAGCGCUUCUGAAGGAGUUUCUGCGGGACAUGCCCGACCCGCUGCUCACCAAAGAGCUCUACACCGCGUUCAUCAACUGCAUGUCACUGGACCCUGCGGAGCAGUUCAGCGCCAUGCAGCUGCUGGUCUACCUGCUGCCGCCCUGCAACAGCGACACCCUGCACAGGCUCCUGGAGUUCCUGUCCACCGUGGCCGCCCACGCCGAAGACGCCCACAACGGAGAGGGCCAAGAGAUUACAGGGAACAAGAUGACCUCUCUGAACCUGGCCACCAUCUUCGGGCCCAACCUCCUCCACAAACAGAAGAGCUCCGAUAAAGAGUUCAUGGUCCAGAGCUCGGCCCGGGCGGAGGAGAGCACCACCAUCAUCGGGAUCGUCCAGCGGAUGAUCGACACGUACGAGUCGCUCUUCAUGGUGUCCCCUGACCUGCAGCAUGAGGUGCUGAUGAGUCUGCUGGAGACGGACCAUGACGUCGUGGACUACCUGCUGAGGAGGAAGGCGUCUCAGUGGGAGAACCCGGGCCUGCUGCGCUCCGACGACUCCUUCUCCCUGAGCGAGCGCCACUCCUGCAGCGACUCCAACAACGUGUCCAGCGGCGAGGUGUCCCCCUACGACAACAACUCGCCCGUGCUCACCGACCGACCGCUGUCCCCAGAGCCGUGCGAGGAAGAGGAGGAGGAGGAGGACAGCAGCCGCCGUAACCCCCGCCGGCCAGACAAGUUGUGUCUGGAGGGCCCCGUGAGAGGGAGGCUGGGGCUCACCGGCCUCUCCUCCGCCUCCAGCACAGCUGAAAACAGAGGUGAACAUUUGUGGAGAGCUUGGCAUGCAACACUGAAGUCAGAAUUGCAAGACCAGAGCUCAGGCUCUCACGGAAGCGUGUCCCAGAGUUCCCUGAGCUCGGCGGAGGGCGUGGACACCCUGCGCGGCCCGCAGAAGCCACCGGUGCGCCGCACGCACACCACAGGAGCGCCGGACUGCCAGAGCCACGCGCCCGUCACGCGGGCCAGCAGCAGCCCGCAGACGAGCGGCCGGCUCAGCCAACCGCAGCGCAGCACGGCGCCCCGCCGCAGCCAACCGGGAUCGAGCAGCUUAGACGACAUCACGCUCGGCGGAGCCUCCCCCGCCAGGGCGCUUCACUGGUCCAAGACGUGGGACAGGCUGGACAGCACGCCGCCCCCUCCGUACCCAGGGCCCCACACCAGGACCAGCACCCCUCCUCCGCCAGCAGCGCCCCCCACGCCGCCCCAGGUGGUGUCUCCGUCCACGCAGGUGCCGCGGCGGCGACCCUCGCAGAUCCGCCUCCCCGGCCCCCGGAGCGAGGCUUCCGACGAGUCGUCCACCCCUCGGGCCCUCAGGCCGCCCAACAGCCCGGGUUGGCCCGUCUGGCAGAGGGACAAGUGGCAGAUAUGGCAGCUGCUCUCCUCGGACAGCACGGACACGCUGCCAGAGACGCUGGUGUGAUGCUGUGCCCAGCGCACAGCUCCAGAUGACCGCGUCUCGUCUCCCUGGGCUGGACAUAAAGGAUGUGGAGAGUUCUUCUGAGAAUGUCGGGGGGCUUUGUUGUUGUAGUUUUUUUUUUUUGUUUGUUUUUGUUUUUUUUUUACUCUACAUUUCCUGCCAAGUAAUCUUUUAUUUUUUACUCAGCUCCAACAGUAGCUUGUUCUUUGCGUGUUUUUAAACAUACCUCUAAAUGGAAAAAAUCAUCACAUUUCUCACUGUUGGUAAAGAAUGGCUCUCUAAGAUGACUCCUGUUCUGUAUCUGAUGCUCAGAUCAAACGAAAUGAGUCAUUGAUGUGUCUAAAAAGAUGACCCAUUUGAAUGAAGACUAUUAUGCAGUGCCUUUGGUACUAUUUUCUACCCCAGGCUCACUGUUUGUGCGUGCGUGCGUGUGUGUGUGUGUGUGUGUGUGUGUGUGUGUGUGUGUGUGUGUGUGUGUGUGUGUGUGUUUCCAUUUUGUGUGGAGCAGAAGAGCAAUCCUACGUAUAUGUCCUUUUCAGUCAGUAAGGCAGGGCACUUCACCUUAAGUGUGCUUGGCGAUUUGAAUCACAGUGUAGUACAGUAAGUCCCUUUUGUGAAAUGCUGCACAGCACCCAGGAUGCUUGCUGUUGGAGUAAGCUCAUCUGGAAUCAAUGUAAAUGGAUGACUGCAUUAUUGCACUUAAUUUUCCGAUAGAGCUUUUCAUAUAUUUUUUACAGCUAUAAAUGCCUUUAUUUUUGUCUUGAUUGUCACAUACAUUUUUAUAGAAAUGGACAGAGUCAAAGUAUAUUUUAUUAGACAUAGAUAUAAGUUAAACUAGGUGCUAUCCCUAUGCAUGAUAUAACAGUACUUAUAUGUAUUGACCCCCUUCCCUCCCUCGUUUCUUAAUCCACUGUUUUACCGUAAUUUCCCGACUAUUAGCCGCGGCUAUUUUUGCAAAAUUUCUUCCGCCAUGAGGGGCAGUUAAUAUGGUGUUAAUAUAGUUUUGUUUCCGUUAACUUGCAUGAAAAAACUGUGGCUGCGGCUUAUACGCAAUGCGGCUUAUAUGCGGGAAGAAACUGUAAAGGAACGCUCUAUCCCGUCCUGCAACAUGUUCAACUGAUGUAGUAUAGGGAGAUUCUCUACGCUAUUGGCCCAGUGAUCGUUUUCCUUUAGUUAUUGUGCACUUCGACUUCAGUUUACAGUUUCCUAUUCCCAGACGAUGCAUUUUAUCCAUGCUUCCUAUGUGUGCCUUGAAUCAUCGCAUGCUAGAAUGUUGAGCUGGAGUGCAAAUGCAACACUGCUGGCACAUUCUCAGCUACAGCAAAUGGCAAUAACACAUCCCCAGAAGCUUAUAGCGUACAAGAAAUGUGUGUUUUAACAGAACGGUUUAACAGUGUGAUAUGAUGGAGUUCUCUUCUUACAGGAGCCCAGAGACCAGAGGGCUGACAUACGGUAACACAUCAUAAAAAUAAGCAACUGUACAAACAAUACCGUACCACUGAGUUCCUCGUUGUCGUUCAGGCUGUCUAGCAAAAUGCCGAUUUUAAGUGCCAAAUGAAACACGGAGAGUCCAACAGCGCGUUAUGUUUUCAGCGUCAGAUCAGCGUGAAAUCAUUCAUUUCAACACCACCAUUCGUUCCUUUCUCUUUUUCCUCUCAGACCUUCUCGGCGUCUAAUUAUGCUUUAUUCAAACUGUCACAGACACUGCAGGGCAGUUAAGAUUUAUCAUCAGUGUGUCAUCACACCAUAAAGCUUUCAGCUCCCAAGUCAUCACAGAAAGUUCAGUAGGUGCCUGUAUUUGUCUGUUAAACAAAAUGGAAAUGGUCAAUUAUCGCAGCCAUAUGUCAAAAGGAACUCUAUAGUUGUGACUCAAAGAUGUAUUGUUCAUUGUUCUUUGGUUAAGCUCUUUAAUCUGUCACACUGACAGUAACACUUUGUGACACUGAUCCUUUCAUUUGUGUUAUGGGAGGGAACAGAGGAAAAAGUGAAUCUGCAUUGUAGACUCAAUUGAAAUCAUGUGUUGUUCAAAGCAAAGCAGUCACAAAGAAUGUGGUUGGCGGAGAAAAAAAAAGAUGUGCCUGAAUUCUGGUCACAAUAAUUUCAAGUGUUUCUCUCUUCUUUCUGUUGUUUACUUGUCCAUGUUUCAUUGCCCUAUGCUGGUCUAGUCAUCUUUUCAUUUGUAAUAUGCAUUGUCCCAAAGGCUCUUUUUAUGUAAUAAAGCUGCUUAGCUGCUUUCUA